AUGGCUAGCCAGCAGUUGGUGAUUCAGGAUCUAGUCACUCAGGUGGCUACUCUCACCGCUGGAUUACUGUUACUUGAUGUUUCUCGCUCCAAAGGUGUGCAGGACCCUAUGGGUUUCCCUACUGCUUCUUCAAAGGGUUCUUCUCCUCUUCGCCACAAGCCGGUGCCAGUGAAGUUCGGUCAUUUUCAUGGUGACGUGCCGAAGGCAUGGAUCUUUCAGGCUGAUCGUUACUUCGACUUCUAUGGUAUUAUUAAAGAGGAGAAACUCAAUAUUGCCUCAUUCUAUCUUGACGGCAAAGCUUUGGAAUGGUACAGGCGGCUUUACCGGAACAAACAACUCAGCGAUUGGACCAUUUUUACCGAGAAAUUACGCAGCCGCUUUCGUAAAUGGCAUGUCCAGUCACCUGUCGGCCGGUUAUCAAAGCUCCGCCAGACUUCAACAGUGGCUGAAUUUCAGAGUCGUUUUGAGGCUCUGUUGAAUGAAACCAAUUCAUUGCCGGAGUGGUAUUUGGUUGAGGUAUUUCUAUCGGGCCUUAGAUUUGAUAUUUUGUCUUCUGUUACCAUUCAUCAGCCCACCACCUUGGACCAGGCCAUAACUUUGGCCCAUAUGCAUGAACAAAGGAUUUUAUCUGAAAAGGGGCCUAUUCGACCCGCUUUUGCCUGCGCUCAGCCCAUAUUACCCAAUCCUUCUUCACCCACCUUGCCUGCAGCUCCUUCUCCGGCUCUACCUACUCGGUUGCCUUUCAAACGCCUUACCACGGCGGAGAUACAGAAGGAUGAAAUAGCCUUACCAGAGAAUUUCGUUCCCGAUGAUCUUCUCGCUGAGGAGCUGCAGUGUUUGGAAGUUCAGAAGCACUCCUCGAUUUCAUAUCAUGCUUUAGCGGGUGGUGUUUCCUCCAAUACUCUUUGCUUUACUGGCCAUGUUAAUGAUUCACCGGUGCAAGUGCUCUUUGAUGGUGGGAGUAUUGAUAACUUUAUUCAAUCUCGAGUUGCUAAAUUUCUUCAGCUCCCCAUCGAGCCUAUUCCUCGUGUUUCUGUGAUGGUAGGCAGCGGCCAGCGACUAAGUUGUGAUGGUGUCUGUCGCCAAGUUCCCCUCUCCAUUCAGGGUUGCAACCUUACUAUGGAUUUCUAUGUAUUACCCCUCCAUGGAUUAGAUUUGGUUAUCGGCGUGUCAUGGUUGGCAACCUUGGGGCCGGUUGUCACUGAUUACGGUGCUCGAGUUUUUGAAUUCACUCUUAAUAACCAUCGGUUCACUUGGCAAGGUGACCUACCAACAGAUAUCCAACCUGUUCAAUUGCAUAGUAUCCGGCGUAUGAUGGCCACCGAUGCCAUAUCUUCCUUUUUCCACUUGGAAUUAGUUGCCGAACCUGUUAUGGCCACGGACGCCCCACCACCGGACUUAGGGGACUUAUUGGAUACCUUUGUUGGGGUUUUCCAAAAUCCACAAGGUCUUCCUCCGACUAGGCCGCAGGACCAUGUCAUUCAUCUAUUAGCGGGAGUUGAACCACUGAAUGUCAAACCUUACCGUUAUCCGUAUUUUCAAAAACAUGUUAUGGAACAAUUGGUAAGUGACAUGCUCAGAAAAGGGGUUAUUCGUCCUAGCACCAGUCCAUUCUCAUCGCCAGUCCUUCUAGUUCGUAAGAAGGACGAAACUUGGCGAUUUUGUGUAGAUUAUCGGGCAUUGAAUGCAGUCACAGUUCGUGAUAGAUUUCUCAUUCCAACUAUUGACGAACUGUUUGAUGAGUUGUAUGGUGCCCAAUUUUUCUCCAAGUUGGACCUCCUAUCCGGGUAUCAUCAGAUUAGAGUCCGACCUGAGGACCUGAAGAAAAUAGCAUUUCGCACACAUGACGGUCAUUAUGAAUUCUUAGUUAUGUCGUUUGGACUCUCCAAUGCCCCCUCAACCUUUCAAGCCACUAUGAAUGAUGUUUUUCGACCAUUUCUGCGUCGCUUUGUCUUGGUGUUCUUUGACGACAUCCUGGUUUAUAGCCCCAGUUGGUCGGAGCACCUAGAACAUCUUCGCGUUGUCUUGCAGGAUCAUAAAUUAGUGGCCAAGCGAUCCAAAUGCGUGUUUGGUCAACAAUCUGUUGACUAUUUGGGUCCGCAACCCCGUUCAAUGAAAGAGGUACGUGGAUUUCUGGGGCUCGCGGGAUACUAUCUUCGUUUCAUUUAUCAUUAUGCAUCUGUAGCAGCCCCUCUGACUGAUUUGUUGCGCAAAGAUGCAUUUCAAUGGUCACCAGAACAAUAG
Molecule: messenger RNA, 2244 nt
Organism: Nicotiana tabacum (common tobacco)
Lineage: Eukaryota; Viridiplantae; Streptophyta; Magnoliopsida; Solanales; Solanaceae
Source: RefSeq, a predicted model, not a curated record